GAUUUUGAUCUGUAAAAAUAUGAUAUGUCACCGUUAGAGCCUCUUCCUCUUUGUACCAAGUUCCCCUUUUCUCUAUCAAUGGAGGAGCCUCUUCUAUUAUGAGAAAUACCUCAAACCCACCAGCUGUUUCACUCAUUCUCAGGGUUGCUUGAGGAAGUACUAGCUUUAUUGUUUGUGGGCAUUCUUGCUUGGGCAUAUCAAGCAAUCUGACCUCCUCCCAAGAUAGUGCCAAGCAUAAACUUGUCUUUGUCCCUGGAUUUGAUUGUUGCAAGCAUGACACUUGAGCCAAAUACCUGUCUCUGGCAGAUUAUCGGAAUUAUGUAGAUCAGUAUUGUUACCCAAAGGAGUUGCCAAUCGGUCCUGUUUAUUAUGAGCAUAAGAAUGAAACCCAGUCUGGUGACCAGCGCCCAAAGGACAAAUAUGAACCAUGUGUAGAAAAAUUCCACAAAAAAAGGGCCUCAAGGUUAAAUUGGCAAGAAAAUUAAUAAAAAUCGAUUCCCCAGGAGGGGGAAACAUUACUCAAUGCAAUCAAGAAUCAUAUCAAGGAAUUGAGAACUUCGAUUCAUGAGUGUACAAUUGAUAAUGAUGUACUGGCCAGGUUUCUUUUCUUAGAUGGGUGUGCUAUAGUACAGUUCAUACAAAGCUAUUAUGAAAGGGAAAUUUGAUUAAUCAUACUUACAUUAGCUUAAUAAUUAAAAUUUGAACUAAAUUUAACCACCAUAUAAUAUCAAUGCUCAUCUUUCAUUUAAUACCAAAAAUACCCCUCUCAUAACACAUUUCCUCUCUAUUCUCCCUCUUCCUCUCUACCUCUCUUCACCAUACCUCUCUUCACCAUACAUUCUCUCUCACUCUCUCUUCACCAUACGUUUUACACACAAGAUUUUUAUACUAAAAUCUUGCAAGAAAGAUACACAUUCGGACAUUGUGGAUUGUUUGAGGAGAAACACCAAGCUUUGUGUUAUUUUUGCUCAUAGUGAAGAUAUUAAAUGGGUAAAUGAUUUUCUUUGAUUCUUGUUGUUGUUGGUUGCUUUUAUGAUUCAUAAUGCUGUUUAUAUGUUGGAUAUGUAGUUUGUUGGUAUUUUUUGCUGUUUUUUUGGGUGAAAAUCGUGUUAUGUGAAAAUCUGCGUUUUCUUGGGUUCCCUGAGUUUUUUUCUAAAUGCCCGAUAGUGUCCGAUAGAGACCCGAUACAGGCACGAUAGUUGUUGAGUUUCAAGGUUAGGGAUGAAGGUCCGAUGGCAACCUGAUGGUUGCCCGAUAGUUUGGUUACCCGAUGGUUAUAAGGGUACGGUGGCUACCCGAUGGUUGCCCCGAUUAUUAUUUUAAAUCUACACACCCUUUUAAGUACGAUAAUGGAUCGAUAGUAGUCUGAUAUAUGCCCGAUAGUUAUUAUUAAGUUACUGCUGACCUAAUAGUACGAUGGUACUCGAUGUUACCCGAUACUUGCCCGAUAUUAGUGUUUUAAGUGAUCAAAAAACAUAAAUAAAACUUUGCCCGAUACCGCCCGAUAUGGCCCGAUACUGGUACGAUGCCAAAACAUUUGAACUAAAUUUCGACAUUUUGUUGCCAUUUACUGAUUUUUUUUCUUUGUACAUGAUAGGGUCAACUUUGUUCGCGUACUUAAUGUAUAAUGGUGUUUGGGAGCGUGAAGGUAGAGAUUGGGUUUUUAAUGGAGCCGAAAAUUUAACGUUCGAGUUGGAGAAUGACAUAACUUACUCACAACUUGUUGAACUUCUGUACUCAGAGCUGGAGGUUGACAAAGUGCAGUGUGACCUGAAAUUAGAAGUGAAUUAUAAGUACAUGAAAGGGUUAAUGUAUCGGCCUGAACUUUUAAGGAAUGACAAGGGUGUAAGCUUAUAUUUGUCAAUGCUUUUGAAGAAGCCAGAUGAAUUUGUUCCCCUUUUUGUGACUUUGGUGGAGAAGAAUAUCAUUGUUGAUCGUAAUCCUCCACCAAGUACUGUUAAGGAUACUCGUAGUGAGGUUGGGACUUAUGUUCCAGAAACAAAUCCGGAGGUGCUAGUAGCCACUGCUAUACCUGAAUCAAACCAUUUCAUAACAACAGUUGACCAUGUAGCACAGAUGCCAUUUCAUGAUGAUUUUCCUGAUUGUCCUGACCCUGAAAAUGAUUUUGAGGGCAAUGACGACCAAGAAACAGAGGUCCGUUCUCAAGCUUUGAGCCUGAGUCCACUGUCGUACCAAAUACCGAGGCAAACAACAUGUAGAAGUAGACCCCGUAGAGAAGAUCGCCAAACACCUGGUACUAGUAGUAGUCGUCCAGACGGAACAAAUGAUGCUAGAGAAUUUAGUGAUCCACUCUCUUCUUCGACAUAUUAUAGUAAAUUCAAAGCUCAGAUGUUUACAAGAGAAGACAUUGAGGAUAAUAGUCACUAUAUAUCUAUGGGUGGCACAUCGGGCGGGGAGAUUCAUUUAGGAAAGUUUUUCAGAGACAAGGAACUUUUAAAGAAGGUUGCUGGCUUGUUUGCAAUGAAGAAGGGAUUCGACUUUAUAGUUAAGAAGUCUGGUACUGAUGUUUGGUAUAUUACAUGCAAGGAUCCUGAUUGUGGGUGGAGGUUAAGAGGGAAGAAGAAGCAACUUUCUAACAUGUUCGAGGUGACAGCAUUUGAAAAUGUACACACAUGUUCCCUCGAUGUUCGAAAAAAAGAUAACCGUCAAGCAUCACCUUUGGUAGUUGCCGAACUGAUCAAGGAUAAAUUCUCAGUUAACGGUUCAGAUUAUUUAGCCUCCAAAAUAAGAGAAGAUAUGAAGAAUUCUUUCGGGAUCGAAAUGAGUUAUGAGAAGGCUUGGAGAUGCAGAGAGAAAGCACUCCACAUAGUUAGGGGUACGCCUGAAGCUUCAUAUUCGAAGUUACCUGGGUACUUGCACAUGCUGCAGUUGAACAAUCCCGAUUCCAUUACUGAUUUCAAGGUAGACGAGGGUCGCUUCAAGUAUUGCUUUUUUUCUCUGGGUGCUUGUAGGCGGGGAUUCAUGUUUUGUCGACCUGUUAUAUGUAUUGAUGGGUCCUUCUUGAAAACUAGGUAUGGUGGCCAAAUGUUGUGUGCCGUGGCAUUGGAUUCAGACAACCACAUAUUUCCGAUUGCUUUCGCAAUGGUUGACAGUGAGAACCACGACUCUUGGACCUAUUUCAUGAGGAAGUUGAAACAAGCGAUUGGUGAUGUUGAGAACUUAGCAUUCGUAUCGGAUAGGCAUCAAAGCAUUGUUCAUGCUUUGGAACUUGUCUUCCCUGAUGCACCCCAUGGCGCAUGCUACCACCACAUUAUUAUGAACGUGGCUAGCAAGUUCAAGACUGAUUGCUUCACGGAUCAUAUUUACAGUUGUGCAUACUCGUAUAAGAAGACAGAUUUUGAAAGAGAAUUUGAAAAGAUAAAAGCAAUGGAUGUUCGAGUUGCACUAUAUCUUGAGGGCAUUGGAUUUGAAAGAUGGGUUCGUGCGUACUUUCCAGGAGACCGUUACAAUGUAAUGACAAGUAAUUGGGCUGAAAGUUUCAACAACAAAACUAAGGACGCAAGAGCCUUCCCGAUCACUGCUUUUGUUGAAUUCAUCAGGUUUACUAUUCAAACAUGGUUUGCUACUCGAAAGGAAAACGCUGAAAAGUGUAGCACGACUCUAUCACCAGUUAUGGAGGGGGACUUGUCAUGUCAAUUUGAGAAAUCUCGGUUCUUAAGCGUCGACAGAGCUGGACCUUAUACAUUUAAUGUCCACCCCGGAGGAACAGUUCAGAGCGGUGGUAUAGUUGAUUUGGAGGCACGACAAUGCAGUUGCGGCCUAUUCCAAAUCAUGAAGAUUCCUUGUCCACAUGCAUGUGCUGCUGCUCAAGAACGAAAUAUUAGCAUGUACGCAUUGUGCUCUCAAUAUUACACAAGAGAGAGUUGGAAGAGCACAUAUGAGGGGACAAUUAUGCCAGUUGGUGAUGAGGAUGAUUGGGAAUUGCCUGAAGACAUUAAGAACAUCCAAGUUGGAGUACCGAUUGAGAAGAAACCUGUAGGCCGACCGAAGAAGCAAAAGGUCGGACGAAUUAGGAAAAAUCGAUAUCCUUCUAAUGGAGACAAGGUUGUGAUACAACGAUGUUGUAGCAAGUGUGGUGGUAAAGGGCACAACAAAGCGUCUUGCAAGUACCGAGGUUAACUUGUUUUGUUUGUAUUCUAGUUGACCUAUUAUGUUUUAUUUCUGCUUGAACUAGUAAUAUUUGUUAUGUGCUGGAUUUUGCAGGUUUUUUUCUGUUUUUUUCUCCAUUAUGAAACUCUUAAAUAUGUAAUAAUCCAGUGUUGGUUCGAUAGUGCACGAUGCCGGUACGACAAUGCACGAUAUUGUUUGUUGUAGGAUUAUUUAAAUGUAUCUUACAAUAUGGUACGACGUUGCUCGAUGUAGUACGAUAGUUAAUGUACGA
Molecule: messenger RNA, 4402 nt
Organism: Humulus lupulus (European hop)
Lineage: Eukaryota; Viridiplantae; Streptophyta; Magnoliopsida; Rosales; Cannabaceae
Exons: 4
Coding region: 1507-4140 (877 amino acids)
Molecular function (GO): zinc ion binding
Source: RefSeq, a predicted model, not a curated record